Quercus lobata is the source of this 1224-nucleotide messenger RNA. Its product is annotated as Ankyrin repeat family protein. Gene Ontology annotation, molecular function: phosphatidylinositol-3-phosphate binding; metal ion binding; ubiquitin binding. The record is from RefSeq and is a predicted model, not a curated record. The transcript has 10 exons. Gene Ontology annotation, cellular component: ESCRT-0 complex. Bases 183 to 1058 code for a protein of 291 amino acids. Gene Ontology annotation, biological process: protein targeting to vacuole; protein transport to vacuole involved in ubiquitin-dependent protein catabolic process via the multivesicular body sorting pathway. Lineage: Eukaryota; Viridiplantae; Streptophyta; Magnoliopsida; Fagales; Fagaceae.
AAUACUGAGGGUACUUAAGAAUUACCGAGUACUUAAGGAUCGCUUUCAAGCUUUGAGGAGAAGGACAACAAAUGAGGUUGGAGGUGAAUCUCUGAAACAAUUCGAAACAAAGAUCGGUUAGGAAUUCGAACUAAGAAUAAUAUCAAGAAAUCAAAGAUUUCUAUCUCAACAGUAUUGCUAUUAUGUCAUUGGAGCCUCCCCCUUUCCAGGAAGCAGCGCGCUGCGACGUCUGCAAAUGCAGCUUCAACACUUUCCGGCGAAGGCAUCACUGCCGAUGUUGUGGGAGGACGUUGUGUCAUGAACAUUCAUCAGAUCAAUUGGCGUUACCGCAAUUUGGCAUUUACACGCCUGUUAGAGUUUGCGCUGAAUGUUUUAAUGACCGCUCUCGGUCUGGGAAAGAUGAUCCACAAGCUUCUUUAAAUGGGAUUGGUCGUGUAACAGAUAAAGUUUCUAAAUUAGACAUAGAUGCAGAUGUAGAUUUGAAGGAUGGACCAACUGCAGAGCAUCAAUCUGUGUCAGUCAUUCCAGAGUGCAAGUGUGGAAUGCCUCUAUGUAUUUGUGAAGCAGCCCCUUCCACUGAUGCACUUCCUCUUCAGAGAGAAAAUACUUCAACCUUCACUCAGACAAACCCAAAACCAAAGAAGCAGGACCCUAUUCCAAGAAAUAAAGGCACCACAUCUAAUAACAAGUUGAGUUCUGUUUUUAAUCUUGGUCAAGCAACCAGCGAUACUUUGAAUAAGCCUCAGAUGGAUUAUGAACCCAAUGGGGAGGGUUUAAGAGAAGCUAUAAAGAAUGGUGACACUGCUGCAGUCAAGAAACUUCUGAGUGAGGGUGUGGAUGCAAAUUACCACGAUAAGCAAGGAUUAUCUUUGCUACAUUUGGCAGCACUCUUUAAUCGAACUGAUAUAGUCUUCAUCCUCAUGGAAUCUGGAGCAAGCAUGGAUUACAAGAAUGCACAGGGAGAAACACCAUUGGAUUGUGCUCCUGCUACUUUGCAACACAAGAUGCGAAAGAAGCUGGAAGAAGGUGAGGCUCUGCAUGAGCACAUUCCAGAGUAGUAUAUUCAUUUUAUCUUUAAGCUGUGUUCAAGUUGUCUGUAACUCAAGAAAGCGUUUGAUAAACUACUCAAUGGUUUUGUACUAAAUAUACUGUAUGAAUGGUGGCAAUCAAGGCUACAAUUCAAGAAUGUUAAUAAGAUUUCCUUUCCACGGUGUUUGAUGUUUA